Molecule: messenger RNA, 6191 nt
Organism: Oncorhynchus masou masou (cherry salmon)
Lineage: Eukaryota; Metazoa; Chordata; Actinopteri; Salmoniformes; Salmonidae
Gene: ston2
Product: stonin 2
Exons: 9
Coding region: 192-2927 (911 amino acids)
Biological process (GO): regulation of endocytosis; synaptic vesicle endocytosis
Cellular component (GO): clathrin-coated vesicle; synaptic vesicle
Molecular function (GO): clathrin-cargo adaptor activity
Source: RefSeq, a predicted model, not a curated record
CUCCGGGUCUCGUUCUGGUCGACAGUCUGGCUCACUGGAACACGGAGAGACUGCAGCGCAUAUAGCACCAAACAAUAUCGCGUGUCGAGUUGUGCAUGGAUGCAGACAGGUGUGAGGGCAGGAGCUAGUGGAAUCUAGUGGAGUGUAUACACACACACACACAAACACACACACACACACACACACAAACCAUGGCCACUGCCAGCAGAGUGGGCUCGGGAAGAGCUGGUUGGGUGGCGUUUGCAGAUGAAGCCUUCGGGACGAGCACAGAGCAUCAAGCAGAUGUGGACAGCAGCUUGCAGAGGCCUAGCCCCGCCCCUUCUGAGAACUCUUCCAGUGUCGAGCUGUUAGCCCCUCCCCCUCAGCAGAACGCAUGGGUCUUAUUCGAAGAGAAGCCCUGGCCCAAUCCGCAGUCGCAGGUAAAAGGUACUUCUAGACACAGUGUAUGUUCCACGGCCAGUUUCUGGAGUGCCGUCCCGCCCUCAGAGAGCAGCUGGACCCAAUCAGAACCAGGCUCAGUCUGGACCACACAAUCAGGGAAGAGCUCAGUGAGCAUGGGGGCAUCAUCUUGUGAUCUUCCCUCCCUAAACGCAGAGGAACGGCACAAUGAGUCGUCAUCCCGACCCCAGUCACCCAAUUUGUCAGUGUUCCAAGAGGAUGAAGGUAUAGAGAUGGAUUCAGUCAGCUGGACUUCCAACACCAAACUCCCCGGCACCCAAUCAGAGACCCCCAUUUCCUCUGGACGCUUCUCCUCCUGGGUGACCUUCGACGAUGACGAGGAGGACAAGCCCCACCACCUGGAGCAGCCAUCCCACACACUAUUGGAUGAUCUCAGCCACUUCCAGGAUGCCAACAGUAACCUGAUUGGUUCUCCUCCCAACGUUUGGAAGCAGAAAGGGAACCAGCAGAACCAGAACCGCCACCUCCUGGACCUGACGCCAGACGGAAACCCUCCUAGAUCCCUUCUGAUUGAACCUAGAACCGCUCCCCUGCUCCCCGGUAGGACUAAACCUUACACCAAGAAGAACCCUUUCCUGUGUGAAGAGUUCAAUGACAUCCAGCCCUCUCCCAUUAACCCCUUUAGUUCCUACUUUGACUGUAAACAGGAAGUGGCAUCAGAGACGAUCCAGAGUAAUGGCUCCGCCCACCACCUGGAGAGCUCUCCCUGUGCCUUCUCCUUUAGCUCUCCUUUCUUCCAGUCUUUCAGCUCCCACAGCCAAGAGGCCAAACGAGAGUCCAUUGUCGUCUUCUCCUCCGAGUUUGAGCCCACCAGAGGAGGAGGGGAAGAGACAGUCAGCCAUGUCACUCCUCCCUUAGACAGACUAGACCUGGAUCAGCUGAGAAACCUCCAGAUCACAGACCCAGACGAUCCAGGCAGCCCUACUUUGCCUGAUGACUCAGUGGAGGAUGCGGAGGAGGCGAAGGAAGAUGGGUUGGAGGGAGAAGAUGAGGGCACCCCCUACCUCCCAGAUCACAUGACCCCCCAAGAUGGCUGGGCCAUGCUGCUCCGUAUACCAGAGAAGAAAAACAUCAUGUCGUCACGCCACUGGGGGCCUAUCUAUGUCCGUCUGUCUGACGACGGCGUACUCCAGAUGUUUUACGAGAAAGGUCUGGAAAAACCCUUCAGGACCCUGAAACUGGACCCUCGCUACGAGGCAGCUGAGCACCGCCUGCAGAAUUACGAAGAAGCCGGCCGCGUCCACACGCUCAGUGUGGACCUCGUCCAAUACCGCGAGAGGAGGCGAAUCCAGCCGAAGUCACCCGUCACCCACCAGCCAAUCCGUGAGCAGCUGGUGAAGCUGGGCACCACCUGUUACCACAAUUUCCUGAGUUUUCGUCAUGCGCUGGUGGAGGUGCUGAGGCGGUUGCCGGCAGUGACGGGUGGGGCGUUGACGGGGUCGCCCAUAGGGGCGGGGCUGACAGAGGAGGAGGUUCAGGUGGAGGUGAGGGACGAGUUCUACGGGACGGUCGCUGCGGGAGAUGGGAGGAUUCUGAAGCAGCUUGUGAUGACUCGUGUGCACGUGCUGGCCUUCCUCUCUGGGUCGGCAGGCUGCCGCCUCGGACUCAAUGAUGUGCAGGUCAAAGGUAAGGAGGUGGUCUCCAGACACGACAUCAUCCCCAACACUACCACCCGCUGGAUCCGCUUACGUGACUGCGAGCUUCAUGACGAACACGCAGACGAACUAGAGUUCCUGUCGUCACGCCAAGUUGUCUUCACACCGCCACCCUGCCGGCGCUUCCAGCUGCUCGCCUUCCGCACGGCCUUCGCUGAGAAAACCCUCCCCUUCACGCUGCGCACUGUUGCCUCCGUCCGCGGCGCCGAGGUCACCCUGCAGUCCUGGCUGCUGAUGUCACAGGGGUUCUCGUCCAAUCGGGACACGUUGAACCUCAUCCCCUGCGAGAAUGUGGCGAUCCGCUACCCCAUCCCUGAGAUUUGGGCCAAGAACUUCCGUCGGGACGGGGUGAUGGGGGAGAGGUCACUGAAGGCGAGGUUCAACAAGGGUGCCAGCUUCGGCACGGCGAGUACUUCCGGGUCAGAGCCAGUGAUGAGGGUGACCCUUGGCACGGCCAAGUAUGAACAGGCUUUUAAAGCUGUGGUGUGGAGGCUCAGCCGCCUGCCUGACAAAAACUCUGCGUUGGGUCACCCGCACACCUUCUUCUGUCGUUUGGAGCUGGGUUCGGACCGGGAGGUGCCAACCUCGCUGCAGAGCCACCUGGAGGUCGAGUUUGACAUGCCCGCAGCCUCUGCCUCCAAAGCCACCGUCCGCUCCCUCUCUGUAGAGGACAGGGCAGACGCCAAGAAGUGGAUCAACUACAAAUCUCACUACUCCUACCAGGUGCCUAUAGAACAGAAGACAGGUGGCCUCUCAGAGAGCAGCAGCCCUACACUGGACCAGGACCAGCCUGGAGAAUGUGCACAGCAGUGAACACACACACAGACAGACGGAUGUAGGGAGGGUGGGAGGAUUUGAUGACUGCUUUUUUCACAGGAGAAGGGAGAAAAGUCACUUUUUGCACUUUGAAGAACUGUACCGGAGGACUAGUUGGCUGAUGUUUGUGCAUAGAUUGGAUGUAGACUGAAUGUACACUGGACAUAACUGAUUCUCGAUAGGACAUCAACUUGACAUAGAAUGGGUCUAGUGGUCGUAGACUGGACAUAGACUAGAUCUACACUAGACCAACUGGUUAUAGACGGGUCGUGGACUGGUAUGACUAGAUGUACUGCCACCGGACAAUUUAUUAGGUACACCACCACGAAAAUGGAUUGCUCCUACAGACAGUGAGGAACGUGGCCAUGGCUUGCUAUAUAAAGCAGGCAUUGAGGCAUUCAGUUACUGUUCAGUUGAUUUUUAGAAUGGGCAAAACAAGUGACCUAAGCAACUUUGAGUGUAUUAUGAUCGACGGUGCCAGGCGCGCCGGUUCCAGUAUCUCAGAAACGUCCAGCCUCCUGGGCUUUUCACGCACAACAGUAUCUAGGGUUUACAGAGAAUGAGGCGACAAACAAAAAACAUCCAGUCAGCAGCAGUCCUAUGGGCAAAAACAGCUUGUUGAUCAAAGAGUUUGAAGGAAUCAGCAAGAAUUGUGCAAGUUAACAGGCGGGCCACAAUCAGGCAAAUAACGGCGCAGUACAACAGCAGUGAGCAGAACGGCAUCUCGGAACGCACAACCUGUCAGUCCUUGUCAUGGAUGGGCUAUUGCAGCAGACGACCACACCGGGUUCCACUCCUAUCAGCCUAAAACAAGAGGAAUCCACUCCAGUGGGCAAGCAAUCACCAACACUGGACAGUUGAGGAGUGGAAAAUCAUUACCUGGAACAUGACAGUGAGUUCAGUUUACUUGAGUGGCCUAGUCAGUCCCCAGACCUCAACCCAAUAGAGCAUCUUUGGGAUGAGAUGGAACGGACCGUUCACAUCAUGAAUAUACCGCCAUCCAAUCUGCAGCAACUGCGUGAUGCCAUCGCGUCCACAUGGACCAACAUCCCUGUGGAAUGUUUCCGAGACCUUGUAGAAUUCCCCAAAUAAUUCAGGCUGUUCUGGAGGCAAAGGGGGGUCCGACCCGGUACUAUAAGGGUGUACCUAAUAAACUGGUCGGUGAGUGUAGAUUCUGCUUUGUUGUAGACUAGAUAUAAACUGGACUAAACUGAUUGUAGAAUGGAAAUGACUAGAUGUAAACUGGAAAUACUCUACUUAAACUAGUCAAAGACUGGAUAUGACUAGAUGUAAACUGGAUAUAGACUAGUUGUAGACUAGGGAAACGCAUUAGACUGCAGGCUAGUUAAGGAUCUUGCUUUGUUCUUUUGUUUAUUUUCUUAAAAAUGCUGAUUUGGGCAGACUAGUCUUACUGAGGGAGAGCUAUUAGUUUUAUAUGAUGAUUCAUUUAUUGUGAGUGGAUCGGCUUGGCCUUGUGGUCUUACCCCAUUGGGGUACAGCAAGGGCAACGUUACAGAUCGUUCAGAUAGAAAUGCAUUGCGCAGAACAGAUGAUUGUCUGUGAGAGUCAAAUAUUGCGGUAUGAUGGGGAUUAGUCUGACAUUGUAAAGCCUGGCAUUUCAGUAAACCAGGACAUUGAGAUAAGUGAAAUAAGUGCCAGGAGUACAGUCAUUACAGUCUUAGUGGAUUUCAUGCACUCUUGAGGCUAAUCGAAGCACUAGCUAAUGUUCUUCUACAGUACGUGUUUGCUUCAGUGUUCAUUGACCUUCCACACAAUUCUCAAUCAAUAGAUUUAAGAGGCUUACAUUAGUUUACAUAGACAAAAUGGCUCUUCAAUAUGCCACCUAGAUAAAAAAAAAAAUGUUUUUAUUUUUUUUAUUCCCCCCCAGUGUCAGUGUUGGUUCAGUAUUCGACUGAAUGCUCUUGUGUUAGGUAAGCAUAAAGGUAAGCAUAAAUGCUUUCUGCUUUUCUCUCUCGCAAAUUUGAAUGUUCUUCCAAAAGGUCUUACAGGUACUUCGGUCCUGUCAUUUCACAUAGUCGUCUUAACCAGUCUUUCCGUGAGUUAACAACAGUCAAUACUGCAAUUGGUGAUGAUGAUGAUGCAGAGUUCUAAUACGCUAAUGACAACAUACUGUAGUUUGGCUAUUUUGGCUGUACUUGGAAACUGCAGCAUUUUAUUUUUAAAUACCUUUUUUUGUUUUUAUAAGUGUGCUUUACAUGUACAAUGUGCAUCCAUCCAUAUUACUAACAUUGACUCAAUGUGAACAAGAUACUGUAUGUACAAAACAUAACUAUAUUCUGCAAUGGACAUCAUCUGCAGGUCUAAACACUGAUGUCCACUUUUUUCUAGCUGCUCCGUUGUGUAGUUGGUCACAAUUGUAGGUUACUGUUGUCGUUCAGUUGGUACAUUUUGUGCAAAAAAAUGCUUCUUUAUGAAAAUGGCCCUUACUUGAAGCAUCUCAAAACAUCCCUUAGCAGAGGGAAUUUUGUUCUCAACAGCGCAAUAAAUCAAACUCAACAAAUGUACUGAUAAGGGGGGGGGGGGGGGGUGUUGUUGUUUAGGACAAUGCACAAUGUGUUCUUGUAGCGAGGAAACAUGAAAUAAUUAAUUGUAAUUAUAUGAAUAGUUUAUAUAUUUUUUCUUCUAGAUGAUUAACAAGUUUUUAAUGUAAAAUUUAUUUUGUCAAGUGAGUGGAAUGUUAGAAAAUAGGUCUUAACGGGAUCUGGGUUACCUAGUUUACCAUCUCUGAGAAAACAAAACAAAAAAACCAUGGAAAUGGGUAAAUCCAGAUCUGGAUGGGAAACUAGUCCAGAAAAUUAUAUACAAUAGAACAUUUGAAUAAUUUGAAAAGAUGUUUUCAACCUCAAGAUAUCUCGACCUCAUUUGAUUUUCGAAGAAAAGCCUGUUGUAUAAGCCCAGUACAUUUCAAUGAUUUUCCAAGAAAACAAACAACAACAACAUUGUUAUUUUUAUUUUGUAUGACAAAACACCAUAUGACUGUGCUCUGCUUCUGUGUACCUAAAAAUAUGCAUUGUGGGUCAUGGGAUUAGUCUAUUUUGGUAACAUGGUUUUGUGUUCCGUACAUGGCAACUGUUUAUAUCAUUAGCUGCAACCUGUAAAUAAUCCAUUCUGCAACACUAGACGGAUAAGAUCUGUACCUUUGACAGAUCCAAUCGGAGUACUCAAGAAUGCUAGAGGUAUAUUUGCUGAAAAUGAUACUUUAAACUGGAAAAAGUAAUUAAAUAUAUUUUUCUCUUUUGA